Molecule: messenger RNA, 432 nt
Organism: Linum trigynum
Lineage: Eukaryota; Viridiplantae; Streptophyta; Magnoliopsida; Malpighiales; Linaceae
Source: the annotation of a GenBank genome assembly
AUGGCUCAUCUUCCUUUUAUGUUGUUUCUAGGCAAGUUUGUAAGGCGUAGGGGUGGAGCUGUGGACUUUGAAGAACUGAGGCGGCAUGGAUACAAAGGUGGCCCCUCACUUCUGAGAAUGCCACCGCCUAAAGACGACACAGAGCCCAACUGGACCUGGUCUACAGGCAAAGAAGAACGCCUUGCUGCCACCAAGGACAAGAAUGGAGAGUCUUACGAAGAGCGGCAGAAAACAAGGGCAGCUCUAAUGGCUGGGGAGCAGCUGAUGCAUUCACAGACCCGGAAAGAGAAGGAGGAGAAGAAUCAGCUUUCAUUCUCGCAGAAGGAGAAGAGGAAACGAGAGCUUGGUCAGGCUAGCAGGGGAAAGAAUUAUGUCGAAGAAGAGAAGAGGUUGUUGAGAGAUAGUGGCGUCUACUCUGGCUUUGAUACAUAA